AUGGUGCGCUACAAAGGAUCCCAGGACGCCAGCUCGAAGAAGUUCAGGGACUUCCUGCAGGAGUGGCCCACUCCAGGCACCGGACCAUACUUUGAUACCACCAUCAACUCCAACAUCACCGGAUUAGUAGGGAAAACCGUUUUGCUUCAUUGCAGAGUUAAAAAUCUCGGAAACAGAACCGUGUCCUGGGUUCGACAUCGUGACAUUCAUCUUCUGACUGUUGGACGGUACACCUACACUUCGGAUCAGAGGUUCGAGGCUUUGCAUUCACCUCACACGGAAGAGUGGACUCUGAGGAUAAGGUAUCCGCAACGCAAGGACACAGGAAUCUACGAAUGUCAGAUUAGUACUACUCCACCUAUCGGGACUUUCGUACAUCUCACCGUCGUCGAACCGAUAACCGAAAUACUGGGUGGAGCAGACCUGUUCAUCAACAUGGGCUCCACCAUCAAUCUGACCUGUCUGGUUCAGUACGCCCCGGAACCGCCGCCCCUGAUGCUCUGGUCCCAUAACUCACAGGUGAUCACCUUCGAUACGCCGCGCGGUGGGAUCAGCCUCGUCACCGAGAAGGGACUCACCACCACCAGCAGAUUGCUCAUCCAGAGGGCAAUACCGUCGGACUCCGGACUCUACACCUGCGCCCCAUCCAACGCCAACUCAGCCACAGUUCGAGUGCACAUCCUCAAUGGAGAACACCCAGCGGCCAUGCAUCAUGGACGAGGACGUUGGUCCACACAGCCGUGCUCCAUCAUCCUGCUCAGUCUGACGAUCGUCCUGAUCCUGCGGGAGCCGACGUAGCGCCAGUGAAUGCAUCAUCGACGUCCGUUCGCUGAAGAAUGAGAGAGAGAUUAGGAGGAGGACGAGGAAACAAACGCAAAACGAUUGACCGCACUGGAUUAGAAUUUAAACGAGGAUUGAAAACAAAAAUAUAAUAAUUAUAUAAAGUACUUGUACAUAUCACAUCGGGAUAAAUAUGAAGAAAAUAAACAAAA
Molecule: messenger RNA, 992 nt
Organism: Nicrophorus vespilloides
Lineage: Eukaryota; Metazoa; Arthropoda; Insecta; Coleoptera; Silphidae
Gene: dpr8
Product: hemicentin-1
Exons: 5
Coding region: 1-798 (265 amino acids)
Biological process (GO): synapse organization
Cellular component (GO): neuron projection membrane
Source: RefSeq, a predicted model, not a curated record